Messenger RNA from Erinaceus europaeus (western European hedgehog), 2617 nucleotides. It is a transcript of the gene LIN52, whose product is annotated as lin-52 DREAM MuvB core complex component. The record is from RefSeq and is a predicted model, not a curated record. Gene Ontology annotation, biological process: regulation of DNA-templated transcription. The transcript is spliced from 6 exons. Gene Ontology annotation, cellular component: DRM complex. Lineage: Eukaryota; Metazoa; Chordata; Mammalia; Eulipotyphla; Erinaceidae. The coding region runs from base 22 to 480 and encodes 152 amino acids.
GGGACAUGCAAAUUAGGAUCGAUGGGGCGGGGAAAUGAGUCGGGGUUGCAAGCUGGGGAUAGGGCUUCCCCUUGGGGGCGUGGCUUACGAGCCCAGCUUUCCCGCCGACGGUUGGUCACGUCACGUGACAUGGGUUGGAAGAUGGCGUCCCCCACAGACGGGACAGAUCUGGAAGCAUCUUUGCUAAGUUUUGAAAAACUUGACCGUGCUUCACCAGACCUUUGGCCAGAACAGUUGCCAGGUGUUGCCGAAUUUGCAGCUUCCUUCAAAAGUCCUAUUACUAGCUCUCCACCCAAAUGGAUGGCUGAAAUAGAACGUGAUGACAUUGACAUGUUGAAAGAACUGGGGAGCCUCACCACAGCGAAUUUGAUGGAGAAGGUCCGAGGUCUACAAAACCUGGCCUAUCAACUGGGACUAGAUGAGUCCAGAGAAAUGACUCGAGGGAAAUUCCUCAACAUUCUAGAGAAACCCAAGAAGUAGCAGCUGCUGGUGGACAGGAUGUCCUGGGGACUGGAAUCACACUCGCCUGCAAGUGCAGCUCGGCCUCCGGAAACCUCACAGCUUCUCGGAGAGGCCGGAGGACGUGCCUCCAGGACUGACCCUCUCCCUUGCCCCUGGCACACUGCACCUCUCAGACGCUCACUCGUCGGCCAGAGAAGAACCUGCUGCAGCCGAGGAUCAGCGCCACUACUCAGUCAGCUUCUCCGCUUUGGCACCAGAGGGUAGAGCAGCGUAAAGACCAAGUCCUGCUUUCUUCCAGAAAUGAUUCAGGAGCCUCAGCAUCUUACAGUUGAUUUGAUCCGGUGAUGGCAAAGUCGGCUGAGACCUGUUGAAUGUAGGGGUUCUUUUGAGUUGUACUUGAGACCAGAUAGAGAUCUCUGGACCAGGCCAGCAGCUGGCCUGUGACCUCUCCGGUCUAUACCAGACUCCAGGAAUCCCCAGAUUGAGAAGCCAGUGUCUUUAUUGGCAUGUACACCGGUUUUUAAAAACUCUACACCUCUGAUAAUAGUCUUAUCCUCUAAAUGCAUCCUUUUCCCCACCUCCCCUCCCCUGCUGUUGGUUCUGACCCCACAAAAGAGGAUGGACCCCAAAGUAUGAGGUCUUCAUCCCAAUCAGCUUGUGUGGUGAGAGACCAUUGUGAGGUUGCAUUGGGUUCUAGACAUUAAGCCUAAUGUAAAGGCAGCAGAAAGGAUGUGAGUUCUAGUUGAUCUAUUAUAGGGUCAAGCAAGAAAGUUAUAUGGCCUGGAAGCUGGAAUGGGGUUAUUUGUAGGAGUUCUGUCCUUACAGGAAUGCGCUGUGGGAUGGGGCAAUGGUUUGCCUCCCAUGUUCCCUCUCACAGUGCGUACAGAGUAUGACAGAAACACGGGUAAAAGGAAAACAGCUUCCUAACUUCAACCCAACCCUUGUGGAGCUCUUUGUCAAUCUCUGUUCUCUGUGUUAGAACCUAGAAGUCCAGCCCAUGGUUUUCUGUAUUUCACCUAGGAGCCAACUCCCAGCCUCUACAGUCUUUUAGAAAGUAUGUGGAGUUUUCUAAGCUUUCUGAAAAUACCGCCUCUGUGGCAGUCAUCUGAUGGCAUUUGAACACAAGCAAAGAAGUGGUCAGGAUUUUGGUUGAGUGUGCUUAGCCACAAUGCUGCUGACUUUAAUAACAGCUGGUGCGUUCACCAUUUCCUGAUGUUACGGCUCUAUGACUACCCAUGCAGCUGUGCAUAUUAAAAAAGGGGAGGACUGAACACAAGACACAGAGGGUGAGUGUGAGGAAGAAAAGAUUCAGCUUGGGUGCUAUAUAGAAAGUUAUAUUGGAGAGACUUUGAUUUUAAUAUAAACUUAUUAUUAACAUUCCUUUAUCUCUAAAUGCGGUUGGAGAGAGAGAGUGAGUGUGUGUGUGUGUGUGUGUGUGUGUGUGUGUGUGUGUGUGUGUGUGUGUAUUUGUAAGAGAGAGUCUAAAUGGGCAAGAUAGAUAGUGCCAUGAUGUCAGAUUCCUUUUGCUGUGUUGAUGAGAGUUGAUAAUGUUUGGCACUUUCAAGUGCAUGGGGAUUGAGACCUGUGUGGAGUCUGUUGAACGACUUUCCCAAAACUGACUGGCACCUGUAACCGGAAGCUGCAGAGUUGGUUUUUGGUCUGCUUUCACUUCUUUUUCUGUCAUCUUAUUCACCAGCACUUAUGUAAGUAGAUGUUUUAGAAUUACGAUAUUUAUUGGUUUUAUGUUUGUCAUCCAUUGAAAUGUUGAUGAUGUAUUUUUAUAUUGGUAAUAUAAAUUUAUGUACAAUGUGUGUGAGUAUGUGUUACAGGAUAUUAGAGGAUUAUUCUUUGUAUGUGGUCAUUUCUGUGACAUCAUAAUAAAGUAUGUCCCUUUUAUAAGAGUGAGUUUUUCCUCAAAGGCCCACAUUGCCUGUUUAAAGCACAGACCAUGUCAGAAAAUGUAGCUGUAUGAUAAAUAACUGACUGUUUUCCCUUAAAACACAGUGAGUGGUUGGGGCUUUGUGAUCAGCUACUUGCUCUCAGAGCUUCCAGUCUGUCCUGGCAGCCACCUGGCUCAUGACCACUCAGCUGCCCAAAGCAGGUUUAGAAGCCCUCGAUACAUCUUUGUGUUUAUUAAUAAAGUCUGGAUCUCUCA